This is a messenger RNA of Lolium rigidum, 1115 nucleotides long. Its product is annotated as transcription factor MYB53-like. The transcript is spliced from 3 exons. The record is from RefSeq and is a predicted model, not a curated record. Bases 1 to 1062 code for a protein of 353 amino acids. Lineage: Eukaryota; Viridiplantae; Streptophyta; Magnoliopsida; Poales; Poaceae.
AUGGGGAGGUCGCCGUGCUGCGACGGGGAGGCCGGCGUGAAGAAGGGCCCGUGGACGCCUGAGGAGGACAAGCUGCUGGUGGACUACAUCCAGGAGAAGGGACACGGCAGCUGGCGGCGACUUCCCAAGCUCGCCGGCCUCAACCGCUGCGGCAAGAGCUGCCGCCUCCGCUGGACAAACUACCUCCGCCCCGACAUCAAGCGCGGCCGCUUCACCGACGACGAGGAGAAGCUCAUCAUCCACCUCCACUCCAUCCUCGGCAACAAGUGGUCAUCCAUCGCGACGAAGCUGCCAGGCAGGACGGACAACGAGAUCAAGAACUACUGGAACACCCACCUGCGCAAGAAGCUGCUGGGCAUGGGCAUCGACCCCGUCACGCACCGCCCGCGCACCGACCUCAGCCUUCUCGCCGGGCUCCCUGGCCUCCUCGCCGCCGCCGGUAAUAACUUUGGCGGCGGGGCAGCCUGGGACAUGAACGCUCUCAGGCUCCAGGCCGACGCCGCAAAGUUCCAGCUGCUCCAGGGACUGGUACGCGCUCUCGCCACCGCUGCCGCGCCAGCGCCUGCGCCCACGGCCGCCGCCGGCAUGGACAACCUCAUGGCACUCCUCGCCGCGAGCGGCAACGGCGGGCAGAACGGCGGCGGCGUUGACCAGAGCCUGCUGCUCCAGCAGUGCCAGUGGGACGGCCUGCUCAACCUGCCGGCUCUCACGAGCUCUGCGCCAACGAGCAGCAUGCAGAUCAGCGGGCUGUUCAACAGCUUUGGCGCCAGCGCCGGUUGCGGCCAGUCGGGUGAUGGGCUGAGCUCGACGGAGCUCGGGGGCCACGGCGGGGCGAGCGGGAGCAACGUGACGGACGCGGUGGCGCCGCGCCAAAUGGUGGCGAUGGACCAAGAGUGCAACAAUAAUGCCGGAGGCGGCGGGGUGUCGUGCGAGGAGACGCCGGCGUCGAGCCCCUUCGACGGGCUGGACAGCCUGAACCUGAUGGUGGAUGACAUCAACACGGAUGGUAGUUGGAAGGAUUUGCUAGACCAAAUGUCAUGGUUGAACCCAACUGACCUGUGAUGACUAGCUAUAGAAGGAAAAUGAAGAAUGCACAAAUAAUGCAAAAGCACGGA